Messenger RNA from Panonychus citri (citrus red mite), 1070 nucleotides. Its product is annotated as regucalcin-like. Gene Ontology annotation, molecular function: calcium ion binding; gluconolactonase activity; enzyme regulator activity. The transcript has 2 exons. The record is from RefSeq and is a predicted model, not a curated record. Gene Ontology annotation, biological process: L-ascorbic acid biosynthetic process. Lineage: Eukaryota; Metazoa; Arthropoda; Arachnida; Trombidiformes; Tetranychidae. The coding region runs from base 128 to 1060 and encodes 310 amino acids.
AGCAUAUAAAUUGGAUAGCAAAUAAUUUACACUUUUUAUAUAAAGUUUGUUGUAGACAAAAAUUUGUCCAUUUCAAUCUGAUUGUACUUAUUUCUGUUUAAUUGUUACUAUUAAAUUGAUCAUCAUCAUGAGUGACUUAUGUUGUAAACUCAAACGUGUCUCUCCUUAUACCGUUGAACUUGGUGAAGGUCCACAUUACGAUGAGAAAACUGGUCGAUUGUAUCAUGUUGAUCUAGUUAAAGGUGGAUGUUAUUACCUUGAUACGAAAACAGGAACAUAUGAAUCAAUAUAUUUCGCCCCUGGUUUAACUUUAAUUGUUCCAAUUGAAGGUAAAAAGGAUAAAUUUGUCAUCACUCAAAAUCAGUCACUUUUCUCAUUGGACUGGUCAACAAAAGGACUUGAGUUUAUUACUUGUGUCGAUUCGGGUCAAGAUACUCGGGUUAACGAUGGUAAAUGUGAUUCUAAAGGUAGACUCUGGUUUGGUACAAUGAAUUGGGAACGUAAACCUGGUUACUUUGAACGUGGUAUUGGUAAUCUUUAUCUAAUUGAUUCUGAUCGCAAAUUGACCCGGAAACAAGAUAAUCUAACCAUUUCCAAUGGAUUGGCCUGGUCAUCUGAUAAUAGAAAAUUUUUUUUCAUUGAUUCUAUUGAACGUCAAGUUUGGGCUUACGAUUAUGACCAUGAAACUGGAAAUAUAAGUAAUCGUAAAACUUGUUUCGAUUACAAUGGUUUACCUGAUUUCGUUUCCAAUGAAGUUCCUGAUGGUAUGACAAUUGAUUUACAUGACAAACUUUGGGUAACUUCAUUUAAUGGUGGAAAGGUGACUCGUUUCGAUCCGGAAACAGGUAAAGUUCUUGGUAUAAUUAAAACCCCUGCAAGUAAAACAACUUCGGCUACAUGGGGUGGAGAUGAUUUUCGAACUCUCUAUUUAACAUCGGCCACUUUUGGUGCUUCGAAAGAGGAACUUUCUCUACAACCCGAUGCUGGUGCCGUUUUCUCGGUUACAUUUGAACAGGAAAACAUUCGUGGCUCAAAAAAUCAUUCAUUCAAACUUAAUUGAAAAUGAAAAC